AUGGUCACGUGGCGUGGCGAAAUGAAGAAGAGUAAUCGCAGACGGGUUAGCAAGCGUCGUGCUGGCAAUAAUGUAGGCAACAACAACAAAGCGCUCAAUAUGGACGACACGUCGACAAUUACCGUUGGCAGCGGGUACAACAGCAACAUCAAUAGCAAUAGCAAUAACCGUAACUUUGGCAGUCAAACCGGUCGUGCCAUUAUCUCCGUUGCAACAACAAUCGCCUCCACAUCCGCUUCAAUGGCCAUGGCCAAUAUACCCACCAAUCUAUUAUUACCGCCCAGCAGCAGCAGCAGCAGCAGCAUAUCCACCACCUCCGGCAGCGGCAACCUUAUGACCACCGACAUCUUUGACAGUCACAUAAAUAGCAGCAACAGCAACAAUAAUUGGUCAAUGGAUGGCGUUAGUUGGACAACUUUGAAUCAAUCUUCAGCGACAACGGAGAAAGUGGAUUUAAUUGAAAUGGAUUUGGCAAAUGAAACGUUUAGGCUGCUCUUCGUACCAAAGGCGGCAAUUUUGCUUGUUCUCAUACCUAUUGAGCCAGAAAUGGACCUCAAUGUAGAAGAGAAUCUUCUUGGAACUUUUCAAGAAUGGAUAGAUCGAAGUUGCCGUCUUUAUGGCUUCGUUGGUGGCCUGAGUGGCACUGCAUCCAUAGGAACACUGACUGCCAUAGCGCUGGAUCGCUAUAACGUUGUUGUACACCCGCUCGAUCCAUUGCGAAAGACAGCCAAGCUCCGAUCCGCGUAUAUCAUAACAAUAAUUUGGAUUUACAGUUUCGCUUUCUCCAUUGUGCCAGCGCUGGAUAUUGGACUUUCCGUAUAUGUGCCCGAAGGUUUCCUCACCACCUGCAGUUUCGAUUAUCUCGACAAGGAACUGGGACCGCGCAUAUUUAUGUUCUCGUUUUUCAUCGCCGCGUGGUGUGUGCCCUUCGGCAUCAUUUGUUUUUCAUAUUUCUAUAUUUUGAAAGUCGUAUUUGCCGCCAAUCGCAUACAAUCGAGCAAAGAUAAAAAUAAGACUGAACAAAAGUUGGCGCUCAUCGUGGUGGGCAUCAUCGGUUUGUGGUUUCUAGCGUGGACGCCGUACUCCAUUGUCGCAAUGAUGGGCGUUUUUGGUAAACAGAAAUAUCUAACGCCGCUCAGUUCCAUGAUACCGGCGCUCUUCUGUAAGACAGCCGCCUGCAUAGAUCCAUAUUUCUAUGCGGCGACACAUCCACGCUUCCGCAUGGAAUUCCGACGCCUAUGGCUGGGACGUGGUCAUUUGCGUCGAACCUCAACGACACGCUCAUCAUAUCUGACACGUUCAUCGACGCGUCGUCUGCGUGUUAUUAGCGAUGCGGACGUGCGAAAUCGUAGUAGUGAAAAUAUGAAAAAGCAAAAUAAUUUACAAGCUCUGCAGGAGGUAACGGAGGAGAAUGAUGAGGUCUAUGACUUUUCAAUACCGGCUAAUUAUAGUGAUGGCGUGGAGCAGAGCCGAUUUUAAGAUCACGCUGAAGGGGCAAAAAAGGCGAGAA
Ceratitis capitata (Mediterranean fruit fly) is the source of this 1510-nucleotide messenger RNA. RefSeq names its product opsin, blue-sensitive. Gene Ontology annotation, biological process: G protein-coupled receptor signaling pathway. The record is from RefSeq and is a predicted model, not a curated record. Gene Ontology annotation, cellular component: membrane. The transcript has 3 exons. The coding region runs from base 1 to 1479 and encodes 492 amino acids. NCBI's taxonomy places the organism in Eukaryota, Metazoa, Arthropoda, Insecta, Diptera, Tephritidae. Gene Ontology annotation, molecular function: G protein-coupled receptor activity.